AUGGCCGAAUGGACUGAUCGCCCGUACCGUUCGCUCGCGCGAGCCCUAACUCGUCGAACUGUUCUGUACACGGAGAUGGUGGUUGCAGACGAUCUGCUGCACAAGGAUCAUGAUGGUCAGUUUCUCCUCUUGGAUGCGUCCACACAGGAAUCUCCCUUGGUGCUUCAGCUCGGGGGGGCAGAACCCGAAACUCUCAUGCGGGCGACAGAUGUAGCUGUGUCCUCCUCCCACGUGAACUAUGAGGAGAUCAAUCUCAACUGCGGUUGCCCGUCAGCGGCUGCGACAUGUUGCAGUCAGCGAUAUGGGGCUUCACUGAUGCAUGACCCUCAUGGGGUUGCUACUUGUUUACGAGCCAUGGCAAGAGCGUCGCCAAACGCUCCAGUGAGCGUCAAGUGCAGACUGGGAACCAACGAGAGAAAUGGAUAUAAGCUUCUCUCCGACUUCAUUUCCAUCGUCAGCUCAGGAGCUGGCGUUCGGCACUUUAUAAUUCACAGCAGGGAAUGUGUUCUUGGAGGCUUCACGCCCAAGCAGAACCGCACGAUUCCUCCUCUCCGUCCUCGAUGGACGCACCAGCUGAAGCAAGACUUCCCAGAUCUGCACUUCACGUACAAUGGAGGCAUCAAGUCGCUCGAGAUGGCUGGGAGGCAUCUCCUCGCUCCUCACAACGGCAUCAUCGCCGAGUAUGGCUCGUAUGCAGGCCUCAAGGAGCACGAGAGCAGCGGCAAUGAGAAAGCAGAUGAAUUCCAGUGGGACGACCUACCAGCAGUAGAUGGCGUAAUGAUCGGCAGGGAAGCUUAUCAGCGACCCUGGUUGUUGAGAGAAGCAGAUGUAAAAAUCUUUGGGGAGGACAGAAAUCCGGGGCUGACGAGGAGGAAGAUCCUCGAGGAUUACAUCGUCCUCGGAGAAGAGCUCAUGGAAAAAUACAGUAACAUCCACGGGCAUCGGAAGAAAGGGACUCCUGGCUACUCAACGAGGAAUCUGCUUAAACCUGUUUUCGGUCUCUUCGCCACAGAGCGUGGAGGACGUGAAUGGCGGAGAAUCCUCGACAAGGAAUGGGUUGGAGGUGGCAAGCUUGGCGUGCGAGAGCCUUCGCUCCGCGAGCUUCUGGAGGUGCACGAGCUCCAUCUCGAUCAUCAGGCAGCCAUGGAUGCUAUGCCGAGUGAGCUACUCGAUGCCGAGUAG
Molecule: messenger RNA, 1182 nt
Organism: Guillardia theta CCMP2712
Lineage: Eukaryota; Cryptophyceae; Pyrenomonadales; Geminigeraceae
Exons: 8
Coding region: 1-1182 (393 amino acids)
Biological process (GO): tRNA dihydrouridine synthesis
Molecular function (GO): tRNA dihydrouridine synthase activity; flavin adenine dinucleotide binding
Source: RefSeq, a predicted model, not a curated record